Molecule: messenger RNA, 2478 nt
Organism: Neopsephotus bourkii (Bourke's parrot)
Lineage: Eukaryota; Metazoa; Chordata; Aves; Psittaciformes; Psittacidae
Gene: SCMH1
Product: Scm polycomb group protein homolog 1
Exons: 16
Coding region: 270-2354 (694 amino acids)
Biological process (GO): regulation of DNA-templated transcription
Cellular component (GO): nucleus
Molecular function (GO): protein binding
Source: RefSeq, a predicted model, not a curated record
GCGGGGCCGUCCCGAGCGGCAGGGGGCGGCGCGGUGCCGCUCCCGCCUUCCCUGCGCGUCGGAAACAUGGCGGCGGCGAGGGACUGAGCAGCGGCCGCGCAGGUUUUGAUAUGCCGCAGUGUUUGGACUGACUUUGGUGGCUUGGAGGAGUGAUGGGGAACUAGAGCUCAUGACAGUUCAGAGGAGCCCCUGGCACUUUUGAGAUCCCGACAUCUUCAGUUAUCCAAAAGGCAGCCAGUCCCAGGGUACGGACAGCAGCGGGUGAUAGAAUGCGGAAACCAGGCCCUCAAAAAGCCAUAGACUGGAAAGAUGGUAAAAAGCACAAGUACGGUCGCCCAUCAGAGUCCCCCUCCCAGUACCAAGGUCACUUCACCUGGGAGAAAUACCUGAAAGAAACAUGUGCCAUCCCAGCUCCCGCCCAUUGCUUCAAGCAGUCAUACACUCCACCUGCAAAUGAAUUCAAGAUCAGUAUGAAACUAGAAGCCCAGGACCCCCGGAACACCACGUCCACGUGCAUCGCCACAGUGGUGGGUCUGACGGGCGCUCGCCUGCGCCUGCGCCUCGAUGGCAGUGAUAACAAGAAUGACUUCUGGAGGCUGGUGGACUCUGCUGAAAUCCAGCCCAUAGGAAACUGUGAGAAGAACGGAGGGAUGCUGCAGCCUCCACUGGGCUUUCGGCUGAAUGCCUCCUCUUGGCCCAUGUUCCUUCUGAAGACUCUGAAUGGAGCAGAGAUGGCUCCUGUCCGGAUUUUCCACAAGGAACCACCAUCUCCAUCCCAAAACUUCUUCAAGACAGGUAUGAAGCUGGAGGCAGUGGACAGGAAGAACCCUCACUUCAUCUGCCCGGCCACCAUUGGGGAGGUGAGAGGUUCUGAGGUCCUCAUAACAUUUGAUGGCUGGAGAGGUGCCUUCGAUUACUGGUGCCGAUAUGAUUCCCGGGACAUCUUUCCCGUAGGCUGGUGCUCGCUGACUGGAGAUAAUCUGCAGCCCCCUGGAACAAAAGUUGUGAUUCCAAAGAGCCCUUUACCUGCCUCCGAAGUAAACUCGGAGAAACCUAGCAUGCACAGUAGCACAAAGACUGGUUUGGGGCAUCAACAAGGGCAAAGGCGUCGCAAAACAGGGAAGAAGCGUGGUCGAACGACCAAAGCGCUAAUCCAUCACCCCAUGCCUACACCCUCCAAGUCAGUGGAGCCUUUGAAAUUCCCCAGAAAGAGAGGCCCCAAGCCUGGCAGUAAGAGGAAACCUAGGACAUUGCUGAACCCAGCACCCACCUCUCCAACCACCAGUACCCCAGAACCAGACACAAGCACUGUGCCCCAGGACGCUGCUACAGUCCCCAGCUCUGCCAUGCAGGCUCCCACAGUUUGCAUUUACUUGAACAAGAAUGGCAGCACUGGGCCCCACCUAGACAAGAAGAAAGUUCAGCAGCUGCCGGACCAUUUUGGACCUGCUCGAGCUUCUGUUGUCCUGCAGCAAGCAGUACAGGCCUGCAUUGAUUGUGCUUAUCAUCAGAAAACAGUCUUCUCCUUCUUAAAGCAAGGCCACGGGGGAGAGGUCAUCUCAGCUGUGUUUGAUCGGGAACAGCACACUCUGAACCUGCCAGCAGUAAACAGUAUCACCUACGUCCUCCGCUUCCUGGAGAAGCUCUGCCACAAUCUUCGCAGUGACAACCUCUUUGGGAACCAGCCUUUCACUCAGAACAGCCACAUGCAGCGCUCACACGAGUACGACCACGACAGGUAUCUACCAGACAGAAGCAGUUCCUUAGACGGCACUCUGCAGGGACCAGGCCGGGGUACAAAGCGCUAUUCCCAAGAUUCCCCUCCAUACAGUGCUCCUCUCUCCCCCAAGUUACCAAAGAAUGACCGUCACCCUUUGGAAGGUGAAACCUUUGUCCUGGGAGAUGGCCUCCCAGGGCCCUUGGAGCCUCGCCUGGACCCCAUGGACUCUGCCUUGAACUCUGUCAAUGCAUCCAGCCACAGCAGGAGCUCCAGAGACUAUCGCCUGCCAGGAUACAGGCACCUGCACCAACCCUCUAGCCUCAGCCAGGGCAGCUCCUCUGCCUUGCGUAGGCUUAGCUCUGGGGGUUCAGAGAGGUACCUGGGAGCCAGGGACGUGUCCCGGCCGGGCGGGCGCGAUCCCUCGUCCUGGACCGUGGAGGAGGUGAUGCAGUUCAUCCGGGAGGCGGACCCGCAGCUGGGACCCCACGCGGAUCUCUUCCGGAAACAUGAGAUCGACGGGAAAGCCCUGCUCUUGCUGCGGAGUGACAUGAUGAUGAAGUACAUGGGGCUGAAGCUGGGCCCAGCCCUGAAGCUCACGUACCACAUCGACAAGCUAAAGCAAGGCAAGUUCUGAGCGGACGCUUGGCAGGACGGACCCUGGAAGCUCCGCUCCUGGCCACCCGCACCCGCGCUCGCCUGCCCACAGGUACCGCAUGCACUCACACCCAGCAGCGCCGACGGACACCUCGCUGACAGCC